UCACUACAACUUCAGUUUCAUAUUCAUCGAUAUUUACAAAAACAAAUUGUGCGCUGAAUAGAUUUUUUCAUUAAACUUAAGAUCAAAUAAAUCUGAUUUCUUUAACAGAGUGAAUCUGCAUCUUCAUUCCUGGUGGAAUCUUGUCAUUGGUUCAUCUUCCACAUCAAAACAAAAUAGCAACUACAUUCUCUGGAACUAUUAAUUGGAGAAUGAGUCAACAUGUAAUUGAAAUAAGUGUGAACAAUGAGUUCUGAAAGCCAAAGUCAAUCUCAAACUGCAUUAGCUUCAUUGCAUGCUACUUACACUGAUUCUGAAGGAGAAGCUGAAGAUUCUGAGGGAGAAGAAAGUAGCCCCGUUAAAAUUCCUUCUCCCAAUAAAGAGAGUAGCCAUAGCUCAAUGGAUGGUUUUGCUAAAGAGAACAAGCAACAAUCAAAAUUAGUGUCAUAUUCUACUGAAGCUCAUGAAGAUGAAGAUAUGAGUAAUUCAAAUGACAGUAAAUCUUCAUCCGAUAUGCAAGAUGAUUUUUUUUCCUUACAGUCAUCAGAUCACAAGGUAGUACCAACCGGAGCCCCACCUUUAUCACCAGUUUCAUUUCAUAGGAGUCUUUUAAAUUUGAAAGAAGAAGAUUUGCAACUUCCUAUCGAGCCAAUUGGAAGAUGUUCAAAAUCCCUGCAGGAAAAAAUUAGUGAUUUAUAUGAAAAGAAAAAGAAUGGCAAAGACAUGAAUGCCUCAAUUCAAAAGCGAAAAGAUUUUAGAAAUCCCAGUAUCUAUGAGAAGUUGAUCUCAUUUUGUAACAUUGAUGAACAAGGAACAAAUUAUCCACCUGAAGCAUAUGAUCCUCACUGUUGGGGUCCUGAAUCAUUUUAUGAAGAACUUGCUAAACGGCAAAAGGAAGAAAUGGAUAAACGAGAUAAAGAAAGGAAAGACCGAACUAAGGUUGAAUUUAUAUCGGGUACAGUUAAAAAACCUACUGAUUCUGCUUCUGAUGCUGCGAAACGUAAGAGUAAAUGGGAUGUUGGAAUGAGCCAGAUGCCCGCAUCUGCUUUGAAACCUGCAGCACCUGUUACAAUAUUGCCAGUUCCUACUGGUACAAAACCAACUGUAAUAUCAGCUUUUGGCACUAUUUCCAAAAAAGCAAAAAUGUAGUAAUGGUAAAUAGGCAUUACAUAGCAUUCAGCAGGGGUUUUUUUCCCUUCCCAAUCUCGAAAUGGACAAAUUAAGGUAAUGAGUCCUAAGAUUAUAAAAGCAAGUAUUUCCAGUCAAAGGCUACUUUUAUUGUUUAGCUUUAAAAAAAAUAGUUAAGUUAAAAAUGUAAGACUAUUGAUAAAAAAAAACCUGCAUCUGCGUUUCAACCAAGUAGUUUAUUUUGGCAUUUAAUUUAUGAUUUUUCUGCUAUUUAUAAAACUAAAUUUUUAAACAAUUUCUUAACACAUUCCACCUUUUUUUAAUCUGGUGUUGGAUAUUGUGUACAGUUAUAAAGGUUUCUAACAAGGUGACAUUUUCUUUCCUAACCUCACUGUGACAUGGAUCAGCAUUUACUGUAAUAUAAUUUGUUUCCAAGACUGUUUUCUUAAAAAAAUUGUUACUCAAAUAAGUAAGAAUUUUGAGUUGAUAAAAAUAUUAAAAAUUUUGUUUUUAAUAUUUAAAUUUUUUUUAAGAAUAAUUUCUAAAUAAUGAGUGUAUUUUAAAAUUUUUGUUAAUUUUUUGAUGUAUUGUUGUUGUAUUUUAGGUUGUACUAAUUUAAUUCUUGCACUCUUUGAGUAAUUUUCUCUUGAUGUAAGUUUUAUAGUUUUUUUUAAAAAAAAAAGCUAACAUAUCUUUUUUCUUUAUUUAUCAUACUCAUUAAUAUUUAAUGAAAGAUUUUUGAUAUAUUCAUCUUGCGUUGCAAAAUAUUGAUAAACUUUGUAUUAUUUUUAGAAUUUUUAAGUUUAUUAGGUAAUCUAUAUGACAAGCAUUCAUCUAUGUUAAUAAUUUCUCUUUCAUGCAUUUUGUUUAAAAAAAUAGUUUUUUAUUUUUAUUUUAUUAGUAUUCUAAACGUUUUAUUUUGAUGAUAUUUUGAUGUUUAAAUAACUGUAAUAAUUUAAAUUGGUUAUGCUGUUUUUUAAUUUUAAUUAUGAAACUAUGUUUAGAUUUAAUGUAUCUGAUGCAGGUUGUAUAUAUGUAAAUAAAAUCUCUUUUAAUUGAUA
Parasteatoda tepidariorum (common house spider) is the source of this 2186-nucleotide messenger RNA. RefSeq names its product SAP30-binding protein. Gene Ontology annotation, biological process: regulation of DNA-templated transcription. The record is from RefSeq and is a predicted model, not a curated record. Gene Ontology annotation, cellular component: nucleus. Lineage: Eukaryota; Metazoa; Arthropoda; Arachnida; Araneae; Theridiidae.